Molecule: messenger RNA, 4164 nt
Organism: Physcomitrium patens
Lineage: Eukaryota; Viridiplantae; Streptophyta; Bryopsida; Funariales; Funariaceae
Product: acylamino-acid-releasing enzyme
Biological process (GO): proteolysis
Molecular function (GO): serine-type endopeptidase activity
Source: RefSeq, a predicted model, not a curated record
CAUUUACGUUGGCGCCGGAGAGCGGGAGUGGAGAUGAUGGGUGCGACGAGAAAAUACGGAGGCGUGAAUUUGAAAGUGGAAAUUGGGGGGAAGGAGGCGGAGGGAGAACGAUUCGUGGCCUUCACGGCCGAUUCAUGAUUGGGGAAUGAUUGUGAUUGACAAGUAUGCUCGCCGGCCCUUUAGAUCGUGCGGGGGACUCGAGGGGUUGCAUGCUAAGCGUGGGGCGGAAAAGGGAGAGUAGGGACUGAGCAACAUGGCCGGCAGAAGGCACUAGGCUAGUGUAGGAAUUGGCUGCGCGAUGAUGCGCAGAACGAAGCAACAGGACAAGAGCAGUACUAGUCGGUUGCGUGCGAGAGGGGCAAUCGAAGUACAGGUGAUGGCGACGGUGACAAAGACCCGGAGGCAUUAGACACAAAGACUGGUGGAUGGUGCAUGCAGGGACGAGGAGGAGGCUGGGAAGGAAGACCUAAUGCAAAGGAGGAUGUAAACAUGGGGCGGCGACUCCAUCUGAUGAACACGACUACUUGCAGACAAGGGAUGUGGAAUAAAAUAGACACGGAGAUUCUGUACCUGCUUGUGUGAAGUGUAGAAGGAUUUUGCUAAGCGUACUUUAGAAACGGGCCGCCCGUUCUGAGCAGGCGGAGGGGAGUGAUCACGUAGUAGGCGGAAGUGGAGCAUCAUCGUCAGUCCCGCCACGAGGAUGAGGCGAGGGCGCCAUGGUGGCGCUUACCUGGCUGAGGGUGGGCAAUCCACCGUUUGGCGUACAUGCUGCACUGAUUCCCGGAGGGCGUUGAGAUUCGCCAAGUAUCCAUCCAAUCGUUGCUGGAUUUGAAACCAUUAUCCAGAAAACAUUCUUCCCUGUUAAGGUAUUUUUAGGCCUGCAGCCCUUUCAUCGUUAUACACAUAUAGUUGCACCAACGACUCUGGCAAAGGAAGUGCGGAUUGGAUACUCAGGAAGGACGCAUUCGCUAAACCUUUCUACUAGAGGCAGUUGCGAUGAGAGGCCAUGAAAGUCAUGAUGCAACAAUUUCAUUUGAGAGCAUUGUUGGAUCUCCCAACUCUGAAGUUCAUAGAGCGCUUAUACUUGCGAAAAGUAAGUACUUGCGAAAAGUCGUUUUCACGCUUGGAUUACUGAGUGAGCGAUCCACAUUUUCAAGCUGGAAUCUGACCUUGAUGUUGAACGUUUAUUAAUGUAUUCGAUUCAGAUACGGUCUUCGAGAUUGCUGAGAAACAAGAAUUGAUUUGAUCUUAUCAAGGAAACAAUGGAUCGAAUAUCUGAAACAGUCAUGAGCCGACCACUUGAGGCAAUUGGCAAGACGAGCUCGACAGAAGUCAACGAGGUUGCAUUGUUGGAAAAUUUUCUUUCAAUUCCAAGUAUAGAAAAAGCGUGGACCAGUCCAUCAUGGAGAGGAGACGAUGGAUUUGACGUGAUGGUGACCAUAAGCCAGAUGAAUAUCUCUGCUAAUGCGACACGGAUAUUCAUGUCAACAGUAUUUAUUCCUGACGUUGAAUCUGGGAACGUUAAAAAUUGUCGCUGGGCACCAUUUCCAUUUGAGCUCAGUGGGGCUGCUCUUGUAGUUCCCUCGCCGUCGGGGACGAAAUUACUGGUAGUUCGUAAUGACGAUGUCAAGAAUGGAACAAGCCAGACUAAACUUGAGAUCUGGGGUCAAGGACAGCUUCUCAAAGAGGUGCACGUUCCCGCGUCAGUGCAUGGGUCCGUAUACACGGAUGAGUGGUUUCAAGGUGCUUCAUGGAGUCAAGAUGAGGAUUACAUUGCCUAUGUAGCAGAGGAACCUGCAAAACCAAGACCGGAGUUUGGUCAAGGAUUUCUUGGGGCAGGGGCAUGGAAAGGACAAGGAGAAUGGAUAGAAGAUUGGGGAGAGACCUACACUGGAAUGAGAAGGCCCAUCAUUUUCGUAGCCGAUAUUGAAAGUGGAGCUGUGCAAGUUGUGGAAGGCAUUCCUGAAGAUAUUAGUGCCGGUCAAGUUGUGUGGGCUCCGCGAAUGACCACGCGUUCUUCAUGUCCUGCGGAAAAGAGUAUACUGGUGUUCGUUGGUUGGACUUCCUACGCGUCUAAUUUCAACUCACCAAGAAAGCUUGGAAUGGUUUAUUGUCAAAACAGACCCUGCCACCUUUAUACUGUUGAGGCUCCAGUUCCUGGAAGAGAUUGUUUGGUUCCUGCUUUACCAGCUGUCAAACUUACAGAAGGCAUCAACAGCGCAGUGUUUCCACGUUUCAGUCCAGACGGGAAGGUGUUGGUUUUCUUGUCAUGUGAAGCAGCUGUCAACAGCGGGGCACAUGCUGCGACGAACUCACUGCAUUCGAUCAGCUGGUCAUCUGGCAGGGUUUUGAGCAUGCCCAUGCAGAUCAAUGAUGUGGUCAAGAUUGUGCAACAUCCGGACAACGAUGGUUUCCCAGGUCUGUAUUGCUCAGAUCUCAUUGCCAACCCGUGGUUGGCUGACAGCUGCACAUUGCUCCUUACUUCAAUGUGGCGGAGCCAAGAGGUUAUUCUGGCUAUUAAUGUUGAAAGCGGCAAUGUGGAAAGAGUCACUUCUUGUGCUUCAUCAUCUUCAUGGAGACUACUUGGAUUGCAAUCUAGCUCCUUGCUAGCAGUUGCAAGCUCCCCGCAUGAGCCAGAUAUCUUGAUGCUAGGUAGGCGAGUCGAGACUAACAACGAUUGGAGCUGGGUUAAUAUUAGUGUUCCGUCUCUUAAACUUCCGAAGAAGGUGGAAACAUCACUGAAGGAGAUGCUGUACAAAAUCAUUCAAAUUCCCGUUCCCAGUACAGAAGUCGGUGAUACUCUAGCUGAAGGAGCAAAGCAGCCGUUCGAGGCUGUUUAUGUUUCUCGGAGGAAGGGGACGGUUACAAAGUCCCGUCUUGGACGUGGGGGCGGGUCACAAAAUAAAAUUCCUCCACUUUUGUUGAUUUUACACGGGGGUCCUCAUUCCAUAGCACAAUCAAGCUUUUCGAAGCCGGCAGCAUUCCUUUCAGCACUUGGAUACAACCUACUAUAUGUGAAUUACAGAGGCUCAGUUGGGUUUGGGGAGGAAGCAUUAAGUUCUCUUCCUGGAAACAUCGGUAGACAGGAUGUUGGGGACGUGCUUGCUGCACUGAAUCACGUCGUGAAAAACGGGAUGGCAGAUCCUAAUAAGGUUUCUGUAAUGGGCGGUUCCCAUGGGGGAUUCCUGGCGUCACAUCUUUUAGGGCAGGCACCAGAUAAAUUCAGAACCGGUAUCUUAAGAAGUCCCGUCUGUAACCUUGCUGCAAAUGUAGGUACCUCUGACAUACCUGAUUGGUCUUACUUCGAAGCGUUUGGAAAGGAAGGCCUUACCACCUACUCAGAAGUACCUUCUGCAAGUGACCUGAGCGUCCUCUACCAAUGUUCACCUAUAGCCCAUGUUUCCAAGGUGAAAGUUCCAACUUUGAUCAUUGUGGGAACCCAAGAUCGAAGAGUACCUGCAAUUUCAAAUGGACUACCGUAUGCACAAGCCUUGCGGGCAAGAGGCUUAGAAGCUAAGGUUAUUUACGUUCAAGAUCGGCACUCUUUAGAAAGACCUCAAACACAAUUUGAAGGGUACUUAAAUGUCGGACUCUGGCUCAAGAGGUUCAUGUAACAAUACAUGACGGGGAAGAAUCUCCUGUGUCUGUAUACGAUGUUUAUAGAAACUGAAGAACAUGGCCCUGGCGGUAUGUCCAACCUGAUCAACAUGUCGAACUUCCGUGCAGCAGAAUUCCACAAAUGCUUUUUUUACACCUGAAACAAAGUAGUCCGUGGUCACUCGCGUAUCUCCUUCAUAACAAGCAAUUCAGGUGCCUUGAUAUUUAAAGAAGUCGAUUUUAUUUGAAGGGAAGUUGGAGGACGGAAGGGGAAACACACAUAUACAUUUUUCUACGCUAGUAGGGCUGGUUUAGAUUCCACCCUUUAAGAUAUCCAAGAUAAAGUCAAACAUGAGUUUAGCAAUAUAUUGAACUACCCUUACUUGAUUUGUAACCAUGUAUCAUACCUUAUCUUAGGUUUGUCACGGAGCUCAAGUGUGACCUAAAUUUGGGCAUUCUGUUCCAAAAGAAGCACGCAGCCCUAAUCUAAUGGCAUCAAGCUUCUCCGCAGGUUCAUGCUGAAACCAUCGUUCUGUAUGUGUUGGAAUAUUGAUCAGUUUACUGCCA